CAGCAGUGAAAGUGGCAGAGAAAAGUUGACAUAUUGGCGCUUUGCUUUUCACUUUUAUUUAUUUGGGUGUUUUCUCGGUGAAAAAGUCCCAAACACUGGUGAAUUUUGUGCGAAUUGCACAUCUGAGCAUUCUGCAAGGCGGUACAGUGCACAAGCGUGAGUAAAUAGGCCGAGAUCGGAGCUCUCCGGAGGGGGUGACGCUACACACAAAGCCAGGGUGGAGAACCCGCAAAAUCUGGUGUACUUGUGUGGAAAAGCGGCCGAGGCAGUAUCCUGGGACUCCAGUGAGACACUGUAUGAUAGACAUAACCUCAAACUCUCUCCGUCAAUCUUGGGCGACCUCGGAGUGGUGAGACGCGGGAGAGAGCGCCCCCGGAAGUCAUCUCCGUGCGUGAGUUGAUGCGAAGCGGGGCAACAUGUCGAUCGAGACGAUUAAGUGGAACCAGGUGGUGGAAACCAAAGGACCCCAGCCGAGGCCGCGCCAUGGCCAUCGGGCGGUUACAAUAAAGGACCUUAUAAUAGUGUUUGGGGGCGGCAAUGAAGGUAUAGUGGAGGAGCUCCAUGUGUACAAUACCUCCACAAAUGGAUGGUAUGUGCCGUGUAUGCAGGGCACGGUGCCGCCGGGAUGCGCAGCGUUCGGAAUUGUAGCUCUGGGCACGAGAAUACUCAUCCACGGCGGUAUGAUUGAAUACGGCCAGUACUCAGAUGAGAUGUACGAGCUGCAGGCCACCAAGUGGGAGUGGAAGAAGCUCAGCGUGAAGCCGCCCACUAAUGGGCCGGCGCCCUGCCCUCGCCUGGGGCACAGCUUCACACUCGUCGGCGAGAAGAUAUUCAUGUUUGGCGGCUUGGAGAAUGAGAGCAACGAUCCGAAGAACAACAUUGCAAAGUAUCUUAAUGACUUCUACACUCUGGACCUUCGCAAUGAGCAGCUCCAGUGGGUGAUGCCCACAACCUUUGGCGGAGGCCCGUCGGCUCGCGAGAGCCACAGCGCUGUCACGUACACGGACGCCAAGACACAGAAGACCAGCCUGAUCAUCUACGGCGGCAUGGACGGACGUCGUCUGGGAGAUCUCUGGAUGCUGGACACUGAGUCGAUGCAGUGGACAUCGCCACAGAUGUACGGACCUGUGCCCGAGCCACGCUCUCUGCACACCGCCUCCAUCAUCGGAUGCAGAAUGUUCAUCUUCGGUGGAUGGGUGCCGCUCAGCUACCCCAUGGCCACUGGUGAGAUCGAGUGGAAGUGCACAAACACGCUGGCGUGUCUCAAUCUCGAGACGAUGGUGUGGCAGGACUUCUCGGGCAUCAUGAACAAUGUCCUGGAGAAUGUGCCUCGCGCCCGAGCCGGACACUGUGCUGUGUCUAUCCACUCGCGCCUCUACAUUUGGUCAGGACGCGAUGGGUACCGCAAGGCGUGGAACAACCAGGUGUGCUGCAAGGAUUUGUGGUACUUGGAAGUGGAGGCGCCGCCGCAGGUGCCCAAGCUGCUUGUUCGCAGCGUCGGACAGGAGAAGAUGGAGGCCACUUGGUCGGCUGUGCCCACAGCAAAAUGGUACGUGCUGGAGAUUGAGCGAGUCCCCGAUGCGCCACCGCCGCCCAAAGUGGAGCCUCCGAAAAUGGUGCCAGCGAAGGUGCCUGAGAUUGCGGCGCCGCCAAUUGUUGCGCCCAUUGUGACGCGCACUCCCGUGAAAGUGGCUACGGUGCCGACGGUGGUGAGUCAGGGUGAGGUGGUGUCUGCGCCAAAGAUCGUCACGCCCAGCCCCAAGAUCCAGAUCGUGCAGAAUAGCGCCACAAGCAGCGGUGCCACGAGUGUGGUGCAGCCGCAGAUGGGAACUCUGGUGCAGACGAGUCAGGGCAUUAAGAUUAUCAGGACGGGAGGACCGGCCGCGAGCGUAAUGGCCGGUGGGAAGGGCAUAAUAUCCACAGUGGCUACGCAGGGUGGCACUACUGUCUUCCCUGGGAAGGUGUUCAAGAUUGCGACUGCCACACAAUCCAUGGGAACGGCGGGCACCACAACAGCGGGUCGCAACGUCAUUUUGUCAGGACAGCGUCCGAUCAUUAUCAAGAUGGGAAACAACACUGCGGCCACGGCUAUCAGGCAGCCACAGAUAAUUCCAGCUUCCAGUGGUGCUGGGACGAAGACGUUCACGAUUCAGCUGCCGCAGAGUGUGGCUGGUGGCGGUACAACUAUUGGCACGGGACAGCAGAAGAUCAUAAUGAUUCCGGCUCAGGCAAAGACCACAGCGACCUCGGGCAUUGUCACUACUAUUGGUGGGCAGAUUGUGAACAAGGUGGUGACGGAGGCGGCCGCGAGCAAUCAGGAGGUGAAGUCCGAGCCAAUGGAUCAGCUGGACGGGGCGUCGGACUGGAUGGAGUUGAUUGAGCGGAGUCAACGCCGAGAUCAGGGGGACAGUGGUGCAAAUAGGGCGCGGAAGACGCACAAGAGGUGUCCGAAAUACGUGCGCGUUGGCCUGUUUGGCGGCGGAACGUCCCCAGGUGGACCGAGUGCUGAUGACGCGGACACACAGCCGGACAAUGUCACGGAUGCGACCAGAGUGAAGAACUCAUUGGAUGCUCUCGCCUCUGUUGCCGUGGAGGCUUCCAGCACCAAAUCGGACAGCAAAUGGUGUACCGUGGGCUUCUACACGGAACUGCAGGCGAUCCUCACCAACUACGUGGACUUUGGUGAGUGGAACUCAAGUAUGCUGGACAAGGUGACGGAUGACAAUGUGCCGGAUCUCUCCACGAAGACCAGAGUGCCCCUCGAGUCGGGCGUAUCGUACCGCUUUCGCGUGGCGGGGAUUAAUGGGUGCGGCCGCGGGGAGUGGAGCAAGCCCGUGACUGUGACACUGGGGCUGCCGGGUCCGCCCACAAAUAUUCGCGUGAUGAAGACGGGCUCUGGCGCGUGCCUGGCGUGGGAGGUGCCGCCGGCCACAGAAUCGGACAUUCUCGACUAUUCCGUGUACUUGGGUGUGCAGCCAAAAGGGCCCCCGAAGCCCGCAACUGUGGCCAAUAUUCCCUUCGUGAAAGUCUACUGCGGACGCGAGAAGACGUGCCUCGUGUCUAAUCGCAGUCUCGCCACCGCCUUCAUCGAUCGCACCAGCAAGCCCUCAAUUCUCUUCCGGAUAAAUGCGCGCAACAACAACGGUUCAAGCAGGCCCACGCAGAUUCGAUGGAUCCAGGAGGAUUUGGCCAAGCUCACUGGCACCGGAGCGUCGUCUGCAGCGCCCCAGGAUGGGGGACCGGCCAGUAAACAGCGCCGAACUCUUUAG
Molecule: messenger RNA, 3269 nt
Organism: Phlebotomus argentipes
Lineage: Eukaryota; Metazoa; Arthropoda; Insecta; Diptera; Psychodidae
Product: host cell factor 1-like
Exons: 3
Coding region: 417-3269 (950 amino acids)
Biological process (GO): regulation of DNA-templated transcription; chromatin remodeling
Cellular component (GO): histone methyltransferase complex
Molecular function (GO): protein binding; transcription coactivator activity
Source: RefSeq, a predicted model, not a curated record